CAAUAGAAAAAGGUGCUCAGAAGCUUUUAAAGCCUGUGUUCGCAAAUAUUAUUUGAACUUUUUAUAUUAAAAAAAAUUUGAAACUGUGAUCAAAAGAAAAAAAGCUGUCGUAUUAAACAAAAAUAAAAACAAAUUCCAUUGUUUUCUUAAUUCAAUUAAAACAAAUUAAGUUGCGUAAUGCAUUCUUUCAGCGAUUUACCUAUAGAAGUAAUAGCCAACAUAUAUAGAUAUUUAGACAUCCAAGAUAUAUUAUCAGCAGAACAAACAUGUCAUCAAUGGCUUCAAGUUUCUCAAUUGAAAGAAUUUACUGAUUUAAUAGUGCUAAAAAUUAUUCAGUUGGAUGAGACAGUUCGGAACUUAUUCAUGGAAACCUGUAGAAAAUUUUCGUCAUUGCAUUUAAAAUUUAAUGCGUACACCAACUGUUAUUCUCCAAAGGAUGCUGAAUUUGCACGUAUCACAAAUGAUCAAUUACUUAAUUUUUUUUCUUUAUCGAAUAUAACUUAUAAUAUCGAAUAUUUGACGUUGGAAAAUAUCAAAUUACUUUCUUUUUCAACUUUUUGUGAAAUAUUAAAAAGCAUGCCAAAUCUUAAAGAACUAAAAUGUAAACAAGUUAAAUUUAUAUAUUCCUUAAAUGAAUUCUUUUUUGAUCCAAAUAUAUGGGAAUAUUCUACAAGAAUGUUAAAUACUAUGUCUUUAAAAUUACAAUCAUUAUGUAUAGAGAAUUGUGAACCAUUACAGUUAUUCCAGUGUAUUAAAAAUUUGAAGCAAUUACAUGUGUUAUACAAUGAAAGUAUUCAAGAUGAAGCUAGUUUUGAAACAAUAGUAAAAAAUAACGAAAGUUCUCUUAAGAGCUUAAAGUUAGAAUCUUGGACACUUCAUGUUAGUAUAAAUUGGGGAAAUUUUACCAAUUUGUCCGAAUUAAAAUUAAAAGAGUUUUAUCUUUCUACUGAUUAUGGAACGAUGUCAUAUUACGACAGUUUUCUCAAAUUUUUAAAAUCCCAAAAAUUUUUAACAGAUUUAUGUGUAAUAAAUAUAAACAAAUUAAAUAACAAAGAUUUUAAUGAAAUAUUGGAAAUGUUACCAAAUAUACAAAAAUUAAAUUUUAGCUAUAACAAAAAUUUAUCAAGUGUUAUAUGUAAAACAAUUUCAAAUUUGAUGGAUAUUAAUUCUUUAACUUUAAAUGGUUUAAAACCUGCAAAAAAAUAUCGAAUUUUUAAUGACUUUGUUUGUAAAAAGAAAUGUAACUUGUUGGAAUUAAGACUUUUAGAUGUUAAAUUAGCUGAUGAAAAUUAUAUUUCUAUAGCAGAAAAUUUAAGCAAUUUAAAAGUAUUACAUGGUGGGAACGGAAAUUUAACGGACAAUAGUUUAUAUUGUAUUUUGAAAAAUUGUAAGAACAUUGUUGAUUUAGUAAUUCAUAAUGGCAAAGUAACCGAUAACGCUUUGAUAGGACCAGAGUUGCAGUCUAAAAAAUUGUUAUACCUAAGCUUGCAAUGCGAGAAAAUUUCCGAUGAAACGUUGACUAAUGGUUUUAAAUUUGAAAACUUAACAGUGCUUAGUCUACUCAUUACCUCAAAUAUGUCAGCGGAAGGCUUUAAGCAAUUGACUGAUAAUUGUUUAAAUAUUAAAGUUUUAACUUUAAGAAAAAUAUGUUCAAGUAAAAUAUCAUUGAAUUUUCUACAGAUAAUUUGUAUAGCAGUGAUAAAUUUUUCAAAACUAAAAAAAUUGAAUGUAAAUAGAAAAUGUGUAUGUAUGGACUGGGAUUAUGAGAUAUAUUUAUUUAAAAACUCCAAAAAGAACGAUUUUCCAACUAAGUUUAGAGAAACUUGUACGUGUGAUUUUAGGACGUACUGUGUGGAGUUGUUAGACUGUUGGAAAAAUCCAUCAUUUCCGUUUUAUCUUUUAUAAUUCAAAUUAAAUAAUUUAUAUUGAGCUAUAAAAUCAAAUAAAUAAAUUUUGUGAUGAAUAAUAGGUGCUAUUGUACGUGAGAAUAUAAAAGCAACAGCUCAGUUUAUGUUAUUUUAACAUAACAUAAGUUUUGAUGUAAAUAAUGUUAUUUUUUUAAAUGCUUGA
Molecule: messenger RNA, 2070 nt
Organism: Condylostylus longicornis
Lineage: Eukaryota; Metazoa; Arthropoda; Insecta; Diptera; Dolichopodidae
Exons: 4
Coding region: 178-1905 (575 amino acids)
Biological process (GO): SCF-dependent proteasomal ubiquitin-dependent protein catabolic process
Cellular component (GO): SCF ubiquitin ligase complex
Molecular function (GO): protein binding
Source: RefSeq, a predicted model, not a curated record